Hippocampus zosterae (dwarf seahorse) is the source of this 1812-nucleotide messenger RNA. RefSeq names its product ubiquitin-conjugating enzyme E2, J2 (UBC6 homolog, yeast) (gene ube2j2). NCBI's taxonomy places the organism in Eukaryota, Metazoa, Chordata, Actinopteri, Syngnathiformes, Syngnathidae. The record is from RefSeq and is a predicted model, not a curated record. The coding region runs from base 164 to 949 and encodes 261 amino acids. The transcript is spliced from 7 exons.
AGAAGGUGAAGAAUAAACCCGGAAGUGGGUUUUUUGCUUCCUGCUGCUCAGCUAUCGCUUCGGUGGUUCUUCGUCCUGUCGGUUUGGGGUCUGACCGCUGAAACUACAGCCCUACUUCGUAUCCAGACCCGAAUCCCCAACUAUUACCGGGUUCCCUGGAGAGAUGAACAACAACGGGAACAAGAGAGCUCCAACCACAGCCACUCAGCGACUUAAACAGGAUUACCUCAGGAUAAAGAAAGACCCUGUGCCUUACAUCUGUGCUGAGCCUCUCCCUUCCAAUAUCCUCGAAUGGCACUAUGUGGUGAGAGGUCCUGAGAAGACUCCUUAUGAAGGGGGUUACUAUCACGGAAAGCUCAUGUUUCCUCGAGAAUUCCCAUUUAAACCACCAAGUAUCUACAUGAUAACCCCCAACGGCAGGUUUAAAUGUAAUACGAGGCUGUGUUUGUCCAUCACGGACUUCCACCCAGACACGUGGAACCCGGCGUGGUCCGUCUCCACCAUCCUCACGGGUCUGCUCAGCUUCAUGGUAGAGAAAGGACCCACUCUGGGCAGCAUCGAGACCUCAGACCACACGAAAAGACAACUCUCAGCCCAAAGCCUGGCCUUCAACCUGAAGGACAAAGUCUUUUGUGAAUUGUUCCCAGAUGUUGUGGAGGAGAUGAAGCAAAAACAGAAAGCACAGGAAGAGCUCAACGCCCGCACUCAGCCCCUCCCCUUACCUGACGUGGUGCCCGACGGCGACCCCCAGCAGGCCCAUUACGGCCUCCCCGGCCUCAACGGAGGUCCCAUCCCGCUCGGGGGCGCCAACCCCGCUCACGGCCUGCAGCAACCCAACCGCAAUCACGGACUCCUAGGCGGCGCUCUCGCCAACUUGUUUGUGAUCGUCGGCUUCGCCGCGUUCGCCUACACGGUCAAGUACGUGUUGAGGAGCAUAGCGCAGGAUUGAGAGAGAGCCGGACUAAUGUCAGGUGGACGCGGUGGGGACGUUGUGUCCCCGGACCACCGCGGACUCUGGAGGACAGAAAGCAGCCCGCUCAGGAGUGACUGUGAGAAGGGGUGGGGGAGUCAGUGGUGGCUCAUGGGUUGUGGAGGAGCAACGUUUUUACGCCACUGGUCCCAAGUUGCUUUUGUGGAGCGACAACUUUUCUCUCUUCUAUUGGCAAACACACUUCCUCUUGCUUAUGUUUUUAUUCUUGUCAGCAAAAUGUUUACAAAAAGAGCGUGAACGGCAGAUGGCAGCGACCUAGGGAGCCACAUCAGUCCCCAGUUUUCUAUCUUCAAGUACCUCAGCCCCCAACACUAUUAUCUUUUCCUUUUUCUAGUUUGACUGGUGAUAAAUCUCUGGCUAAAGUUAGCCUUUUCGGAAUCGCAAAAGGAAAGUCUUUUUAGGCAAAUGUUUGAACCAGAGGUAUGCCUCACAGCGGCAACAACAAAAUGGCAUUGGAAGGAAGCGACGGGAACAGACGCAUCGGCUCCCUCCAGUCAACCCAUGAGCCCAAAUCAGUCGCGAGUUCGGGACCAGCGCAGAUGGGGAUUGGUUCACCUGACCACUCUAGCGUCGCUCUGCACACGCGCGUGCGGUUAGGAGACGCGGGAGGUGAAUCAACGUUUUGUUCUGUAUAUUUUCUUUCUGAUCAAUUUUGUCAUUUUAAUUUAUAGACAAAGCCUUUGGAGUGUGUAGUCAGGAUGACACAAAGUGUCCACAUGACUGCUUAUCAUUGUACUGUUGCAUAUUGCGUUUAUUAGUGAAGCUAGCGGACUUCUUUUCUCAGCAGCAACACGGUCUUUGGAAAUAAACAAAUCAUAAAA